AUGGAGCAGUGGCGGCAAUGCGGCCGCUGGCUCAUCGAUUGCAAGGUCCUGCCGCCCAACCAUCGUGUCGUGUGGCCCUCGGCGGUGGUCUUCGACCUGGCGCAGGCGCUGCGCGACGGCGUCCUGCUGUGCCAGCUGCUGCACAACCUCUCCCCCGGCUCCAUCGACCUGAAGGACAUCAACUUCCGGCCGCAGAUGUCCCAGUUCCUGUGUUUGAAGAAUAUUCGCACCUUCCUCAAAGUCUGCCACGACAAAUUUGGACUAAGGAACAGUGAAUUGUUUGACCCCUUUGACCUCUUCGAUGUCCGAGACUUCGGGAAGGUCAUCUCUGCAGUGUCCCGACUGUCUCUGCACAGCAUCGCACAGAACAAAGGCAUCAGGCCUUUUCCCUCGGAGGAGACAGCUGAGAAUGAUGAGGAUGUCUACCGAAGCCUGGAAGAGCUGGCCGACGAACAUGACCUGGGUGAGGACAUCUACGACUGUGUCCCAUGUGAAGAUGAAGGGGAUGACAUCUACGAAGACAUCAUCAAGGUGGAGGUGCAGCAGCCCAUGAAAAUGGGCAUGACUGAGGACGACAAGAGAAGCUGCUGCUUGUUGGAGAUUCAGGAGACCGAGGCCAAGUACUACCGCACCCUGGAGGACAUCGAGAAGAACUACGUGGGCCCCCUGCGGCUGGUGCUGAGCCCAGCGGACAUGGCCGCCAUCUUCAUCAACCUGGAGGACCUCAUCAAGGUGCACCACAGCUUUCUGCGGGCCAUUGAUGUGUCCAUGAUGGCUGGUGGCAGUACCCUGGCCAAGGUCUUCCUGGAGUUCAAGGAAAGGCUCCUGAUCUAUGGAGAGUACUGCAGCCACAUGGAACAUGCUCAGAGUACACUGAACCAGCUCCUUGCCAGCCGGGAGGACUUCAGGCAGAAAGUGGAGGAGUGCACGCUCAAGGUCCAGGAUGGCAAGUUCAAGCUGCAAGAUCUGCUGGUGGUGCCCAUGCAACGGGUGCUGAAGUACCACCUGCUGCUCAAGGAACUCCUGAGCCAUUCUGCAGACCGGCCAGAGAGACAACAGCUGAAGGAAGCGCUGGAAGCCAUGCAGGACUUGGCCAUGUAUAUCAACGAAGUGAAACGGGACAAAGAGACCUUGAAGAAGAUCAGCGAGUUCCAGUGCUCCAUAGAAAACCUGCAAGUGAAGCUGGAGGAAUUCGGACGGCCGAAGAUUGAUGGGGAACUGAAAGUCCGGUCCAUAGUCAACCACACCAAGCAAGACAGGUACCUGUUCCUGUUUGACAAGGUGGUCAUCGUGUGUAAGAGGAAGGGCUACAGCUAUGAGCUGAAGGAGGUCAUUGAGCUACUCUUCCACAAGAUGACUGAUGACCCCAUGCACAACAAGGACAUUAAGAAGUGGUCCUAUGGCUUCUACCUGAUUCACCUCCAAGGAAAGCAAGGCUUCCAGUUCUUCUGCAAGACGGAAGACAUGAAGCGCAAGUGGAUGGAGCAGUUCGAGAUGGCCAUGUCAAACAUCAAGCCGGACAAGGCCAAUGCCAACCAUCAUAGCUUCCAGAUGUACACGUUUGACAAGACUACCAACUGCAAGGCCUGUAAGAUGUUCCUCAGGGGUACCUUCUACCAAGGUUACCUGUGUACCAGGUGUGGUGUCGGAGCACACAAGGAGUGCCUGGAGGUGAUGCCCCCCUGCAAGAUCAGUUCUCCUGCAGACUCGGAUGCUCCUGGAGCCGGACCAGGUCCCAAGAUGGUUGCUGUGCAGAAUUACCAUGGUAACCCAGCCCCUCCCGGGAAGCCCGUGUUGACCUUCCAAACAGGGGACGUGAUAGAGCUGCUCCGGGGUGACCCCGAUUCUCCUUGGUGGGAGGGGCGACUGGUUCAAACCCGGAAGUCAGGGUAUUUUCCCAGCUCAUCCGUGAAGCCCUGCCCAGUGGAUGGAAGGCCACCUAUUGGCCGCCCGCCAUCCCGGGAGAUUGAUUACACUGCAUACCCCUGGUUUGCUGGCAACAUGGAACGUCAGCAGACGGACAAUCUGCUCAAGUCUCACCCCAGUGGGACCUACCUCAUCAGAGAGCGACCAGCCGAGGCCGAGCGCUUCGCCAUCAGCAUCAAGUUCAAUGAUGAGGUGAAGCAUAUUAAGGUAGUGGAGAAAGACAACUGGAUCCACAUCACUGAAGCCAAGAAGUUUGAGAGCCUCCUGGAGCUGGUGGAGUACUACCAGUGCCACUCACUCAAGGAAAGCUUCAAGCAGUUGGACACUACGCUCAAGUUCCCCUACAAGUCCCGGGAGCGCGCCGCCACCAGGGCCUCAAGCCGGUCCCCAGUGUUCACACCACGGGUCAUUGGCACAGCUGUGGCCAGGUACAACUUUGCUGCACGGGACAUGCGGGAGCUGUCGCUUCGGGAAGGUGAUGUGGUAAAGAUCUACAGCCGAAUUGGUGGGGACCAGGGCUGGUGGAAAGGCGAGACGAAUGGACGGAUCGGUUGGUUUCCUUCGACGUAUGUGGAAGAGGAGGGUGUCCAGUGAGGGCGAGACAUGGACAGACGCACGGAUGUUCUUGGGAGUCUCCCCAGCUCUGAAGUCCACCUCUGGCAUCUCCAUGGCUCCGGGAACUGCCUGUCAAGCUUGCAGCUGCUACAGCCCACAGGGAUGGGGAAGGUGUUCCACCGUCACCUGCCCUGGGUGGCCUGUCCCUGGGUACAUUCCUUGUACAUAGAGGAAACCUGUGCUGGCCACACCCAGAGCACCAAGGAGAGGGAGCUCGGGCAAUGUGGCCAGGUGGGUGUGGAUGACAGCCAAGGUCAGAAGCCACCACCUGACCCUGUGGUUUAGAUGUUCAGGAGCCCAGAACUCAACUCAUUGUGUGCCAGGGAGGGCUGGGGACAGCAGGGAGGGCCCUUCCCAGCCCCGUCUGCUCGGCCCUGCACUGAUCUAUCUGCCUGUCUUUUCUGCUGCUCUCUAGAGUGGGUGUCAGGUCUUGGGAGGCAGGCAGGACCAGACAGUGCUGUGGCACACACUAGGCCCAUCUGGGGUGCAGGAUCAGAGAGCUUGCACAGGGACCACUGGGUCAUGCUGGCUCUGCAGCUUGACCUGACCGCCUCCCUUCCCAACACAUCAGGGUCCUGCUGAGCGCUAACUGCAAGCCUCUCUCUCUCUGGAGGGGCCUUUGGGACGAUGACAUUGCUGACCCACCCCCAGCCCACCCCAGUCAGUGGUACUGCUCUUUGCUCGUUGACACCUCUUUCCUGAGGUCUUACCUGCCCUGCUGCCAGGGGACACAUCUGCGAACCCCAAAGGGCAGGGGAGAGACCCAGGUUCCCCUCCCCACUGCCUCUCUUCUCUCCAGGAGGCACUCUUGGGUCUUCUGCAUUCCAAACCAUGGUCCCUAGGAAUCUGCUGGCCUUUGCACUCGAUGUUGGUUCUGGCCCUCGACAGGUGUCCCCACAAUGAUUCCUGUAGCCCACACACUGGACCUGUGGCCAACCCAAAAUAAGUGCUCUUGGGGUGUCUCCACCCCUUUACCCCCCCCUCUCCUGGUGCUUCCUGGCCUUUGACCUCUGGCUUGGCCAGCCCCUAUUUUUUCCCUACUCAGAAUUCCAUGUGAAAGCUUAUGUCAAGACACAGACUUCUUGGGGUUCUUUCUCCAUCUAGCUGCCCAGUCCUGGGUGAGCAGGGAACCAAGGCUAGGCUUUGAGUCAUUGUCCCUGCUGGAGUGGGACUGGGCACCAUCUUGUACCUGGGGAUACUUUCCAAAGUUGGCCUCAUGUGCUCCAGCUUGGGGCCCACACACAGCUUGCUGGGAUGUGGGGGGAGGCAAGGAGGAAUUCAGAAGAUGGGGAGCAACAGAAAGUGAGACACCCUGGAAAGGCUCAAGCUGUGAGAAGCUGGUUUGGGAGUGAAGAGUUGGCUUGGAGAGAGUCGGGGCACAGGCCGCUUUGCACAGCUCCUCGGCCCGGCCUGCCCAGGGCCAGUGCAGGCUGUGGGAGGCUCUGUCGGCCCCUUCUAUAUGAAUGCCCCGUGCUUUAGGUUUUUUCUGGUUUUUGUUUGUUUGUUGUUUGUCCUGUUGUGUUUUGUUUUGCCUGUUUGUGUUUUAAAGGGGGGGAAAGUUGUAAUUAUUUCAUCUAAAUCUCCCAUUAUAUAUCUGUGAAUAAGAGACUCUAUAAUAGCAAAAUGAUGUAUAUUUUAGUUUGUCAUGAUAUAAGUCAUGAUAAUGAAGGACACUGAGAAAAAGAAUGAUCUAGAGCCCCGGUUUUGUGAAUGUUUUGUGUUUGUUUUGACGUUUGUAUUUGGUUUGGGUUUUUUGUUUUUUUGCGCCACACUGAGCAGGGUGAUGGGAAGGCUGGGCAAGCUGGUACACAGGUACCUCUUCGAGAGACUGGGCACCUACCAUUUGAGGGCUGAGGACCGGGGGCCUGAGAUCAGCUGUGAACAUUUGCAGUGCAAUGCAUGCAAGUCAGGGAUGAGGGGGUCCCACAGCCAGCAGCACCCCCUAAUGGAACAAUUGUACAUUUGCCAAUGGGUUUUCCUCCCCAGACUACGGUUUUUACUACAAAUAAACCUACGUUCUAUUCUGCA
Messenger RNA from Peromyscus eremicus (cactus mouse), 4569 nucleotides. RefSeq names its product vav guanine nucleotide exchange factor 2 (gene Vav2). NCBI's taxonomy places the organism in Eukaryota, Metazoa, Chordata, Mammalia, Rodentia, Cricetidae. Gene Ontology annotation, biological process: intracellular signal transduction; regulation of GTPase activity; cell migration. The coding region runs from base 1 to 2520 and encodes 839 amino acids. Gene Ontology annotation, cellular component: cytoplasm. The transcript is spliced from 27 exons. The record is from RefSeq and is a predicted model, not a curated record. Gene Ontology annotation, molecular function: protein binding; guanyl-nucleotide exchange factor activity.